Molecule: messenger RNA, 2423 nt
Organism: Cryptomeria japonica (Japanese cedar)
Lineage: Eukaryota; Viridiplantae; Streptophyta; Pinopsida; Cupressales; Cupressaceae
Product: citrate synthase, mitochondrial
Exons: 22
Coding region: 588-2006 (472 amino acids)
Biological process (GO): tricarboxylic acid cycle; carbohydrate metabolic process; citrate metabolic process
Cellular component (GO): mitochondrial matrix
Source: RefSeq, a predicted model, not a curated record
UCAAAUAUUAAUAAAAAAAUUUAAGAAUUUUGCUUCCAAAAGUUGUGCAGGAAUUAGGGCAAACGUGAGGCCUAUUCGAGGUCGAUAAAAGAUUAGAAUCUUUCAUUCAGGUUAUUAUCUUUUGGGGAGCUUUGCCUGCAGCUUCUUCUAGAGGCAAUCUUCUGGUUAAUAAGGACGAAACCCCUCAUUGAUGACAACUUCUAUGCUGUUGAAAGAUACAGUAUAGGAGAUCUGUGACAUAUAUCCUACAGACAGUAAGUUUUGGAGGCUGAUUACACAUGUUUUAGAAGGGUUUUAAUAGACCAAAUUGAGCGGAUAGGGUUGCUGACAACCUUCAAUCAAAUCACAGCAGUAGUUUCCAGCCAGCCACUCAUUCUAGGUUUUCUGAAAACCCAGUUUAUUCAUCGGACAAAGAACAACAUUCGAACUGGACUACGCGCAGGAAGAAAUAGAAAAGAGGUCCCGCUCCUUCUUUAACCCAUCUCUGGCUUUUAGACAAGGGUGUUGAUUCAUCUCCAUGGUCACUGGAUUGGAGUGGGGCUGUGACUGUUAUGUUUUUUACAGUUACAAAUAGAAUCUUUUAAACAAUGGUGCUGUAUAGAGGAGCAUUGGCUUUUUCAAGGCAUCGCUCUCGUCUUGCUCUCCGAGAAUCUACUUCUCAGUUUGUACGAUGGCUUCAAGUUCAGAGUGCACCACAUGAGGAUCUUCACGCUCAGCUGCAAGAGCUAAUCCCAGAACAACAGGAGAGAUUGAAGAAAUUGAAGACUGGAUGCGGAAAAGUCUCUGUUGGGAAUGUUACUGUGGAUAUGGUUAUUGGAGGCAUGAGAGGGAUUACGGGGAUGCUGUGGGAGACCUCCCUUCUUGAUCCAGAUGAGGGUAUCCGCUUUAGAGGUCUGACAAUUCCAGAGUGCCAAAAGGUGCUCCCAGCAAAAAUACCUGGUGGAGAACCAUUGCCAGAAGGGAUAUUAUGGCUUCUCUUAACAGGAAAGGUACCAACCAUGGCACAAGUGUCUGCAUUAGGGAAGGAACUUCAAAGUCGUGCAAAAGUACCAGAUUAUGUCUUUAAAGUCAUCGAGACUCUACCUGUGACAGCCCAUCCAAUGACACAGUUCACAACUGGCAUCAUGGCACUUCAGGUUCAAAGCGAGUUCCAAAAGGCAUAUGAAAAAGGAAUCCCAAAGACAAAGUAUUGGGAACCAACAUAUGAGGAUUCCCUAAAUCUCAUUGCACAAGUGCCAAUUGUUGCCGCUUAUAUAUACCGAAGGAUUUUCAAGGAUGGAAAAUUUAUUCCUCCAGAAGGGACCCUUGAUUAUGGUGCAAAUUUUGCUCACAUGCUUGGUUUUAAUGAUGAAAAAAUGCAUGAAUUAAUGAGAUUAUAUAUUACCAUUCACAGUGAUCACGAAGGAGGGAACGUAAGUGCUCAUACAGUUCGUCUGGUUGGGAGUCCACUGGCAGAUCCAUAUCUUGCAUUUGCAGCUGGUAUGAAUGGCCUAGCGGGGCCUCUCCAUGGUUUAGCAAAUCAGGAAGUCCUGCGCUGGAUUAAAUCUGUUGUUGCAGAAAUUGGUACAGAUGUUAGUAAUGAUCAGCUUAAGGAGUAUGUUUGGAAGACAUUAAAAGGUGGACAGGUUGUUCCUGGUUUUGGACAUGGAGUCCUACGUAAAACUGAUCCAAGAUAUACAUGUCAAAGGGAAUUUGCGUUAAAGCACAUGCCUGAUGAUCCCUUGUUUAAGCUGGUUUCAAAACUGUUUGAGGUUGUUCCACCAAUUCUCACAGAACUAGGGAAGGUGAAGAAUCCGUGGCCUAAUGUUGAUGCACAUAGUGGGGUGUUGCUAAAUCACUUUGGCUUAUCAGAGGACAGAUUCUUUACUGUCCUUUUUGGGGUAUCCCGAGCUCUGGGCACCUUAUCACAGCUUAUAUGGGAUCGUGCUCUUGGAUUACCUCUUGAGAGGCCAAAAAGUGUAACAAUGGAGGUACUCGAGAAUAUCUGUAAGAAGAAUUCUGCAUGAGCAGGUGCUUUUAGAUGCUCCAAGUGCAAGAGGCAUCUAGACAAAUUACUGCGUAGGAAAUUUCCCCGUGCCAGAAAAAACAUUGAAAUAAAAACUGGCAUUUGUUUUGCAAACAGUUUUGGCAUGUGUUGGCACUGUCAUGGUGGAACAUCUUGUCAAUUUGUAAUAAUUUCCGAGUCGGUGUAGAGUUGUCCCUGAUGACGAGGCCUUGUUUCAAUCAUCAUGGUUGUUUUGUCACAUAAAUUCCAUGACCGAAAUAUAAUGAGGGAGAAAUCAAAAUUAUCAUAUUUUGGUGUAUUUGUCCCCAGCAAUGUGGGAUGCUAUAUUACAAUGCGAUAACUUGAAAAGAAUUCCACCUUUUGUUUGUAAAAAAUUAGUGGCCUAGAUCUGUUAUAAAAAAGAACCAUCUCGCAGAAA